Messenger RNA from Rotaria sp. Silwood1, 1314 nucleotides. Lineage: Eukaryota; Metazoa; Rotifera; Eurotatoria; Philodinida; Philodinidae. The record is from the annotation of a GenBank genome assembly.
AUGAUUAUUUAUUUAGAAGAUAUUCCUGAUGUUAACAAAUUUGUUGUGAAUGGAUCAUUAUCACUAAGUUCAUCGAUUCCUAUGGAAAAUUCAACGAAUACAUUUUUAUCUUCAUCUCGAAUACUUAAUAUUCUAUCGACUAGUUAUAUAUUGACGAGCAAAAUAAUUGAAAAUGAAUCUACAUCACCUUCAUUAUCACAAACAUCUAGUACAUCUCAAACAAUACCAACAAUAAUAUCAGUUAAUUCACUUGUUGAUCAAAUGAAUUCUUAUCUUAAUAUCGAUAUACUUGCUCGUAUAAAACAUUGUGAUCCAAAUAUGCAAUUAAACGACGUAUGUGAAACAUAUUCCAUGGAUAAUAAAACAAAUUCAUUAGUACGUCAAUCAAAUAUUGAAUUUGAUACAUUACAAUAUCUUUCUGAUGUUCUUGUUGAUCAAAUAAUUGUACAAAAGCUAAAUGAAUUUUGUUUACCAAUUAAAUGGUGUUUAAACAAUUUGUCCGAAAGUGAUAUUUAUGUUACUUAUGGUGUUAUACAAGAACGUGGACGUUCAUUUUGUUACUUAGAACAAUGUUAUUCACGGCUAUUAGUAUUUAUUAAUACAUGUCCAAUACUUUCGAACACGAAUGUGAGCGUACCAACAUUAAAAUUAUUACCAAUGUUAUGUACUCUUUAUAAUGAACAACCACGUUGGAAUUCAAUUCAGUGCAUGAAAGAAGUCGUUUAUCUUCUUCAUAUACUUUAUGCUUUUUGGCCUCAAAUUGAGAAAUGUUAUGGUGAUGUUUCUACUGGUUUUAAUGUUUGUACAUCUGAAUGUCAAUCAUUUAAUGAUAUUUUGAAUAAAGUUAAAAUUCAAUGUGAUGAUAAUGGAACUUUUUUAUCUCAAGUACCUGCUUUAGAUUGGUAUCAAUCAAUUAAUUUAAAAGACAUGUGUUAUCAAAAAAAUAUUUCAACAAAAUAUCGAUUUAUAUAUUCAGUAGAGAAAUUCUUUUCUUCGAAUUUAUUUUGGAACCAAUUUCAUAUUAAAUCUAUCUAUACUAUUUUACUUAUCACAGCUAUUGUUUUGAGUGUAAUCAGUUUUUCAUUAUGUUUUUAUUUUAAAACAAAACGUCGGUUUAAUUCAAAUAAUCGACGAUUUGAUAAUAAUUAUGAAUAUAGUCGAUUACAUGAUUCAACAUUUGAAUUUGGAAAUAAUACUGAAAUUUCAAAUAUGAGUUCAACAACAAAUCGGAUAAUGGAUGAUGAAUCACAAUUAGAUUCAAAUGAUCGUUUUCGUUCCCUUGAAUACCAACGAUUAUUACAUGCAGAAUCAUAA